AGAGAGGAUCGGGAUUCCCCUGAUCCCAAAAAAUCCCCUUCGUCUAAUUGAGAAACAGACUGCGAGUGAAAAAGAAACAAGCUUGCGUUUCCAGGAGGCCUAGAGACCCCAAAAUGACUCUGAAACUCAGAGGAACGAGCCUCGAGUGAGGGAUCCACGCUGCUUUGGACGAAAUGCGAGAUUAUUAAAACUAAUAAUAAUAUUAACAGCAGCUUGCGUGGGGAAGGUGAAACACACCAGCCUUAAAAGGGAAAGAUUCGCCUCGUUGUUUUGCUGUUAUUUUUGUUUUAAAUGGCUAGCUUGCAUCAGCACGCGAAACAGGUCGGGGACGGAACCAGCAGCAGCACCAAUGACCAAGUCUGGUUCGGCAAAGAUCCCGAACCUGCCGAGGCCGGUUCGACGGAAGAAUGGUGCGACAGCGGACUGGGCUUCUUCAGCGGGACCCAGCUGAGCAUCGCGGAUGACAUCGAGACGGACUCCUCCUGCAGUUACUUCACCGCGGCCCCGCCGCUAACCUACACUGCCGCUGCAGAGCACGAAAUCUGGGGUCCCCACGAUUUCGGGGUCUCGGGAGACGGCGGCGAGUCCUGCCUAUCUGUCUGGGGCUCCGGAGAGCGGCUGGAUUCGGCGGUCGGGGAUUCAAUCGCGGAGGAAACCGCCGCGGAGAUGGGCCGAAUCAUCGACGGUAUUUUGACCAUCAAUCUGCGUGGCGAUACAGCUGUUAAUAAAACGAAGAUCACUUCAAAUCAUUAUCAUGGUAAUAAUAAUAAUAACAGUAAUACCGCAGCAGCAGCCCAGCCGCAGCGCUCGGGAAAUCUUCAACAAGUGCUAGAACAAAUGAUCAAGACGCUGGCUUUCAUUUCAGAAGACGGAGACACGGCUCUCCACCUCGCUCUGAUUCAUGAGCACACUGUUUUUCUGGACUAUGUCCUGGGCUUCCUGUCCUGGAGUGUGUGUGGCUCUCAGUACCUGGACAUUCAGAAUGACCUGAGACAGACUGCCCUGCACAUCGCAGUGAUAGUGAAUCAGCCGGAUUCAGUUCGGAAGCUGCUCCUGGCCGGAGCGAGCCCGGAUAUUCAGGAGUGGGAAGGGAACACGGCGCUCCACAUCGCCUGCCGGGAAUCCAGGCUGGAGUGUGUGAAAGAGCUGACCUCCCCCCUGCUGGGGCGCGCACAGCUCGACACCCACAGCUACAUGGGCUUCUCCGCACUGCAUGUGGCCGUGCAGAAGAAGGACGUGGAGAUUGUGAAGCUGCUGCUCAACGCUGGAGCCGACAUCACAGGGAGGGACCUGAGCUGUGGUCGCUCCGCGCUGCACCUGGCUGUUGAGGGGCAGAGCGCUGACCUCACGGAGCUGCUGCUGCGCCGGGGCGCCCCCCCAAACCCUGUCACCUACGCGGGACACACCCCGCUCUACAGCGCCCUCUACCGGCCCUGCGAGGAGGUGCGCAGGCUGCUGAGAGAACACGGAGCCCAGGAGCCGGGACAAGAGCUGGACUGGGAGGAGGAGGAUGAUGAGGAGGGAGAGGUGGAGUUUGAUGACCUUGUCAUUAAUGGACACCCUGUCCUGUAAUCGCAGCCGGUCGCUAUGGCAACAAGCCCACCAAUCCCCCGACUGUCAUUGCAAGCCAGGUCACGCCAUCUUUCAUUUUCCUUAACACCAGUCACAAAAACUCAGUGUGUUACUGAGGAAACGGGGUCUCCCGGGUCGCCACUGUGGCUCCGAUCAACACGCUGUGGACCUGCUGGGAGCCAAGGUGGCGCCCACAGGACCCCAACUCAAACCCGCAGUUUCCAGACAGGCGCCAGUUCCACAAAGCACUGCUGCCGUCUUUAUUUCAAACAACAGCAUUUCGAGAUUAGGAGGACAGAGUUUAGCGGCAAUCUGUACGCUCUAUCAGAAGGUAAAGUCGUGUUGUUGUCUGACGUUGUUUUCGUUUCUUUGCAAUGGCGGUGAAUGGGACUUUGCAGAGCUGCUUUGUGAAACUGGCCCAGCUGUCUGGGAAGCAGGGAGGUGAAAUAUUUGUCAGGCGUUUGGUGUUUUGAUGUUUUGAGAUUGAUGUUUGCACUUUGUGUUAGUUCUUACCGGAGAUUCGCUGGAGCUUGUGCAUAAAGCUGGAAAGGAACAGCGGCUUGAAACCUGGUUCCAAGAGACCUAGUUUGAGGCAACUUUGCCGAAUCAAACCCCAAGCCUCCCCUGGUGUGCCUGGAACCUAGUCACCUGAAACCAACUUUCACGUUCCCUCGGCUUUAUUCUGCACAGCUGUCUAUACCAGCCCUGUCUUGUCGUUCUCCGGGUCCAUCUCGCUAAGUUUCUGUUGAAGCUGUGUUGUUCAUGUGUAGUGGAUAUGGCUGUGCAUUGCCUAGUUCUCUCUGCUGUGCUGGAAGGAGGUAUCCUAGUGCCGCGCUGUCCUGUGCUGUAGUAGAAUUGCCUCUUUUUUUUAAAGACCAUGUCAUUUGGCUCAGUUUGCAUCAGUCCCUCCGAGUGGUUCAGGGUUCUGUGGCGCCUCCAGUAUUGAGAUCGUCUUUCUCUGAACCUGCCUUUUACCCGGCUUUGAGCUGCUUGGAGCUGGUUAGCUAGACACACUGGGGCUGAUAAAGCUCAUAGUAAAACCUGGACUGGGUGACACUGGAGCCUUAUUCCUGUCCCUGCGGAGCCACGCCGUCGAUGCUGAAUCGCUACGAUCCUUCGAGACCCAACUCCACGUUUUGGGAUCAGUCAGCUGCUGGGAAGCGGACGGGCGCGGAGGGGCUGAACGUAGAAUAAAAAAAGAAGUGACGAAGGAUAGGAGGGAUCUUUAAGAAGAGGGAUUGAGGAGAGGGGCGGAUCGUGGUGUGAGAGAGGGAUUGAGGAGAGGGGCGGGUCGUGGUGU
Molecule: messenger RNA, 2872 nt
Organism: Acipenser ruthenus (sterlet)
Lineage: Eukaryota; Metazoa; Chordata; Actinopteri; Acipenseriformes; Acipenseridae
Product: NF-kappa-B inhibitor beta
Exons: 6
Coding region: 292-1572 (426 amino acids)
Biological process (GO): cellular response to lipopolysaccharide; signal transduction
Cellular component (GO): cytosol
Molecular function (GO): protein binding
Source: RefSeq, a predicted model, not a curated record